ACAACAGCACCUACCACAUUCACCAGUUGUUUACCACAAACACACAUUCACAGCAAAAGAUUCUACCGCGUUCUCAACUUUCCAUCUUCAUUCGCAUCACAAAAGGUAAGUUGAGAUGGCUUGACCUUUCCCACGACACAUGCCACUCAACAUGGGGUCACACGAUCUUGGCAACGGCCAAGGGGCAUUCCAGAUCUAUCUAGACGCUGAAGGAAGGGGUGUAGCUGAAGAGCAUACUCGCGACGCUCGGCCAUCUCCAGCCCCGAACGACGACCCCUUCGUUGGUGUUGAUGAUCCUCAGGACAACACAAAUGCGGCAUCAUCAAACAAGGCACCCAAGCAGCCCCGGAAAGCACGAACUCCCAAACAAGGCAUCGUGGACGCUGGCCCAAGAGAAUUCAAAGAGAUCAUGAUACAAUAUCGCCUUGAUCACUGGAGAGCAAGGGCUCAGAUCGUCCAUACCAAGAGUCAGCGUGAUCUGACAGCUUUCUGGAGCCCACAAUGGGCUGGCUUCGAGGUUGCCGAUAGAGGGAUGAACAUAUUCGAUGGCUUCGAUCGAAUGUGGUUUGUCCCCUUCGACAUAAUGACACCUCUGCCUGCAGAAAAGCAGGAGAUAGCAGAUGACCUCCAGAAACGACGCCUUGAACUGGAUGCUGCAUACCGCAUCAAGGUCGCCAGAGACAAGAACUUUGAAACGAAACUGCUGCACUUGAUCGAAGAAGAGGUUGAGGAAACGUGCCAGGCGCUGUGGGAGCCCAAUGCUCACGAUCCAAACCGGGAGCCAGUAAGAUGGAAUGACGUCCGAGCACGCUUUCAACUUACUCACUUGGUCACCAUGAUAGCUCAAGCUCGCUUGGCUGAUGGCAAAGAACAACUACCGGGUUAUUAUCAAGUCAAAGUCCUCGAAUUAGGGGUCGACGGUAAGAUUACUUACCAGCGUGUCAGUCUACCCAGCGACGUCAACAUGAAGGGAAUGCUUUCGCGAAUGAAAAACAGGUUUCCUCCCGAUGGUGAACAGGGCCAACAUACUAUAAACGUCUUCAAAGACAGACUCGAGACUAUCUACAAUCGCGGAGAUGAAGCACAGAAAAAGAAAGCCCAAGGCCUAUAUCGCCAGCUGAACGACUUGGUGCUGGCAGACAAACCUAACAGCGAGAGAUAUUCAUGGGUAUUCAAAUUGAGGACCAGCGCCAAUUUCUUCAUCCCCGCCGGCAAGUUACCAGACCGUCUUCAUACAUGGACACAGCUGAAGGAAACCACCUACCAAGAGCUACUGGAAGGCGUGCGAGCAAAGAAACACCCGGUUUUUAUUCGACCCUGGAAGAUUCGACUUCGCCGGUGGUGGCCUAUAGUAGAUGAGCUGCUGAACCAAGCUGAAGUUGUCUUUGGUGAAGCCGGACUGUCAUCCCAACAGCUUGAUAUUGUGGAUGAACUCCUCGCCAGCCGAACCUAGGAAGAAAUACAGCAAGCAGCGAAAACUAAACAAGCGCUAGAUAAGGCGAAGCUUGCGACUAUUGGAGUCGAUUGUUUGAGUAUGAACAAUAAUGCGUGAUGUGAAGAUAAAGGAACAAGAGUAACGAGUUUUGGCCGUUUUGACAACAGCUCAUGGAACGAGAAGGGGUGGAACUUGCUUGCUUAUGGAUGAGUCGCUGUCGUGACGAUGAAUUGUUUACACAUGCAGUUGAAGGAUGAAAUUGUGCAGUGGACGUGUGAUUCUAUACGCAUGCGAGCAUCCAAUAUGAACGAGCCCUUUGUUUAGUUUAGCAAGUCCACACAAGAAUAAAUAAAUAUAUUAUAAGAUAAUAC
Messenger RNA from Fusarium redolens, 1806 nucleotides. RefSeq lists its product as uncharacterized. The coding region runs from base 140 to 1453 and encodes 437 amino acids. Lineage: Eukaryota; Fungi; Ascomycota; Sordariomycetes; Hypocreales; Nectriaceae. The transcript has 2 exons. The record is from RefSeq and is a predicted model, not a curated record.